Molecule: messenger RNA, 8564 nt
Organism: Cryptotermes secundus
Lineage: Eukaryota; Metazoa; Arthropoda; Insecta; Blattodea; Kalotermitidae
Product: probable cation-transporting ATPase 13A3
Exons: 22
Coding region: 684-4154 (1156 amino acids)
Biological process (GO): intracellular calcium ion homeostasis; polyamine transmembrane transport
Cellular component (GO): membrane
Molecular function (GO): ATP hydrolysis activity; P-type ion transporter activity; ATPase-coupled monoatomic cation transmembrane transporter activity
Source: RefSeq, a predicted model, not a curated record
AUUGCACCAGAUGAUGCUUAUUUCCACGUUAGUAAAACUUAUAAUGUACCCCUUAUGAUCCUGAUAAAGGCAUGUAGCACUCAUUCGUCCCACCGUUAAAAAAACAUCAACCUUCGCAAGUAAACUCAUACUCUCUCUGUCUUCUUUGUAUGACCUCGCCUGAUGACUCACUCACUGAUCCUCACUGAUGAUGCUGAUGAUUAUGAUGAUUGAUAGUAAACGUUCUCUCGGAUUACUGAUAAAUGUCCAAUUUGAUAUCCCCGUUCAUGAUUGCGAAUAUGGGCAAUUCGCUUGGAGAUUAUGUAGGGAUCAUUAAGUGAUCCGUGGUAAUGACCGAUAAGGACAGCACUUGGCUUUGUAAACGAUGCUGCUAUUGGGAUGAUGGAGGUCAUUGAGAUCAUUGAGAUAAUGGAAGUCAGCUGACGUUGGCGUAUGUCAACAUAUGAUACCAAAAGGAAUAUAGUGGAGGGGUAGUAGUGUAUUUGUGAGGAUGAGGGCGUAUUAGCCCAUGCAGUAAACUACAUGAAAGCUCAAGAAGAAUAAGGAAUGAAGGCAAGAUGACAGUAACAGAAUGCACUCAGUAUUAAACCGAAUCAGUAUAUUCAGUUUGUUUUAAUUACAUUAUGUAGGUUUACAAUUUAUAGGUUAGAGACCACAGAACACUGGAAGAUAUUCAGUGGUAAAUGUCAUUUAUAGAAAGAAUGUUACGUAAAUUAGCUGGUUGCAGCCAACACCAUGGUUAUGUGGUCAUUGGGGAAGAAAACUGCCAAGAAAUUGCAUGUGAAGAAAGACUAACAUGUUAUGGGUACAAGAAGAACUGCUGUAAAGGGUUCAUAUUCCAUCUGUUUGCAGUCCUCUUUGCUGGCAUACCAUAUAUGUUUCUGCACUGGUACUGCCAGUAUGCAACUUACACAAAAUAUUCGAAAUGUUCAUUGGAAGAGGCGCAAAUAUUACUAAUCCAGGAUUCUCAUGGGCAGUAUUCUGUAGAGAAAAUAUUUACAUCAGUAUGCAGUUGGCCUGGAUCGGGACAAGUGAGACAGAUACGUUAUUUCCACCAUCACCUGCUCAAAUUUAUCUGGGAUGAUGGAAUAAAGGGCUUUACAAGACUACGUGGCCAUGAUAAUGGCAUGGUAAGCCUAUCCCACCUUCAUGCAUCACAUGGGCUCACAGAAAAUGAACAAGGACAAAUGAUCCAGUUAUAUGGAGAAAAUGUGAUCACAAUCAAUGUGAAAUCUUACGGGCGACUGUUUAUUGAGGAGGUGUUCAAUCCAUUCUAUAUAUUUCAAGUAUUCAGUGUGAUAUUAUGGUCCCUUGAUGAUUAUUUCUACUAUGCGGGUUGCAUUGUAUUCUUGACUACAGUGUCAGUUGUCACUUCUCUUUUCCAGACUCGAAAGCAAAGUGAGGCACUGAGAGAUUUAGUUGCUGCUUCAAAUGCUGCGACAGUUACUGUCUGUCGAAGAGGCAUAGGUUGUGAGGACAUUUCUGCAAGUAGCCUAGUUCCUGGAGAUGUGAUUGUGAUUCCACCACAUGGCUGCAUCAUGGCUUGUGAUGCAGUGCUGCUGAGCGGUAACUGCAUUGUAAAUGAGAGCAUGCUUACAGGUGAAAGUGUGCCAGUUACAAAGACUGCUCCUUCUCAUUCAGAUGAAUUGUAUGAUCCUGUUGGACACAAGAAGCAUACCCUUUUCAGUGGAACUCAGGUCAUCCAAACAAGGUUUUAUGGGAAUGACAAGGUGAUGGCUGUGGUUGUGCGAACAGGUUUUUCAACAGCAAAAGGGGAAAUGGUUCGGUCCAUUCUGUUCCCAAAGCCAAUGUCUGAAUUUAAAUUCUACCAAGAUGCUGUCCGAUUUGUCAUUUUCCUGUUUUUCACUGCAGCACUGGGUAUGGCUUACUGCAUUCAUCUGUACCUCAGACGACAUGCUUCCAUUGAAACCGUUCUGUUAAGGACGUUGGACAUCAUCACAAUUGUCGUGCCUCCAGCAUUACCUGCUGCGAUGACAGCUGGAACUGUCUACUCUCAGAACAGACUCAAGAAAUUGGGAAUUCUCUGCAUAUCUCCUCCAAGGAUCAAUAUCUGUGGGAAAGUCAAACUUGUCUGCUUUGAUAAGACAGGAACCUUAACUGAAGAAGGUUUGGAUCUUUGGGGUAUGUUACCAUCUGAGGAUUCAAAAUUCUGUGUUCAUCCAAUCCGAGAUCCAGCAGUUUUGCCUGUAGAGUCACCCAUCAUAACUGCCAUGGCCACCUGCCAUUCACUUACUCUCAUAGAUGGGGAACUGACUGGUGAUCCACUGGACAUCAAGAUGUUUGAAGCCACGCAAUGGGAACUGGAGGAACCUGGACGAGACACGAGUCGGUAUGAUACUCUAUGUCCAACAGUGGUGAAACCUAAGCCAAGAGUGCUUAAUGCAGCAAAGUUGGAACAAAUUCAGAAUAUAUUUGGCUCACAAGAUGCUCAGCUGCCAUAUGAAAUUGGUAUAGUUCGUCAGUUUCCAUUUAGCUCAGCUGCACAGUGUAUGUCUGUUAUUGCGCGUGCACUGGGGUCAUCCCAUAUGACCCUCUAUACCAAAGGAGCUCCAGAAAAGAUCCAGACUCUAUGUAGAAAAGAAACAGUACCUGGUAACUUCGAUUCUCUUCUAAUGGAAUACACACUAACUGGUUAUCGAGUCAUUGCCCUUGCCUACAAGACUCUGGCUCCCAAGUUCAGCUGGAAACAAGCACAAAGAAUCAACCGAGAUGAGUUGGAGAAAGACUUGGAGUUCCUUGGCCUUCUGAUAAUGCAGAACACUUUGAAGCCAGAAACCACACCUGUUAUCACACAGUUACAGGUGGCCCAGAUCCGUUGUGUUAUGGUAACAGGAGACAACAUCCUUACUGCAGUGAGUGUUGCCCGUGAUUGUGGCAUGAUCCUGCCUUAUGAACAAGUCAUCCAAGUAACAGUUAAAGUUGAUUCACACCUAACAGAUAUUCACUGGGAAGUAGUCGGUGUUCCUCAAGGUUUAUCUCAUGGAAGUUUUAGUUCUGAUUCUGAUCCAAUGUUGCCAAUAAUGCCAAAUACCAAUUGGCAUAUAGCUGUUGAUGGAAAGUCAUGGACAGCCUUAAAGAAUUAUCACCCUGAACUGUUACCUCAGAUCGCCACCAGAGGCACUAUUUUUGCUCGUAUGGCUCCAGACCAAAAGACACAGUUAGUUGAGGUGCUGCAAAGUCUAGAUUAUGUAGUUGCUAUGUGUGGAGAUGGAGCUAAUGAUUGUGGGGCUCUGAAGGCUGCUCACAUUGGAAUCUCACUGUCCGAAGCUGAGGCUUCAGUUGCAGCUCCAUUCACUUCCAGAGUUGCCAACAUAACUUGUGUUCUGAAGCUCAUACAGGAAGGAAGAUGUGCUCUGGUGACAAGCUUUGGAGUCUUCAAGUACAUGGCUCUAUACAGUCUGAUACAGUUUGUUACAGUACUCAUUCUCUACAGAUGUGCAAGCAUUCUUGGAAACACUCAGUUCCUGUACAUAGACCUGGUGAUCACAACAAGCAUAGCUGUGGUGAUGGGGCGAACUGGUCCUGCAUCAAGACUGGUUUCUGAACGACCAAUGGGGAGUUUAAUGUCUGCUAACAACAUUAUACCACUAAUCAUGCAAGUUUUGGUGACAGUAGUGGUUCAAAUAGCAGCUUUGUAUCUCCUAAUGAAGCAGCCCUGGUUUGAGCCCAUCAAGCAAGAAGAUGCAAAAGGAGAGAUAGUGGCAUGCUGGGAGAACACAACACUUUUCUCUGUAAGUUCAUUCCAGUACCUGAUUCUGGCUGCUGUCUACUCGAAAGGAAAGCCGCAUCGCAAACCUUUUUACACAAACUUGCUUUUCCUCUUCACUUUGGUGCUGUUCACUGGAUUCAGCACAGUGCUUCUGGUAUAUCCUGUGGAACCAUUGGCCAAGUUGUUUGAAGUGAUGCCCAUAUCAAAGAAGAACCAGCAUGUUGUUUUCAGACUGUCAUUGCUUGCAUUCCCAGGUGUUCAUCUUUUGGCUGCAUUAUUCAUAGAGACAUGCAUUGCAGAUACCAGAUGGUUGAAAGGAGUUUUGCAGUAUUUGAGAAGAAAGGAUGGCCCAAAGAACAGAUACAAGAGGAUUGACAGAGAUAUGUCAGCCAACAGUUCUUGGCUCUUGGAAGCUAGUUUGUGAAGGCUGCCGUCUUGUUUAACCAGUUGUUUCUUACAUACACACAUUUACAUGCACAUAAUUAUCCCAGAUUCUUCAUCAUUGGCUUUGUUUUUAGUUUUUAUGAUAAUGUCAGUUAAGUAUAGUUUGGGGUAUGAUGUGUACUUUAAUGUGUCAUUGUAAGAAGUGUUAUAUUAUAUCACUUUUAGUGUUCCUGGGCACUAUAUUUUUUUUUUAUAAAGAUUUGCCUUGGAAUUUCCAUUUGUCCAUGUGAAAUGGAGAUAUUUACCUAAAGACAGUUAAAUAAAUUAUUUUAGUUUGGAAGCUCUCUAAUUUACGUACUUCAGUGUCAACUUAUUCUAUAGGAUUCAGCCAAAGCGUCUGAAGCUCAUAUGGUUUAUUCUGUUUUCAAGUGCCCUGUGCAUUGCAAUCUACAAGUAAAAGACAUGAUGAUGGUGGUGAUGUUACCUUUGUAUGUAACUGAUUAUGUGAUUUAUUUAAUGAGAUUAUAAUAUCAUUACUUGUGAUUAUAAUUUUGUGAGAGAGGAUGUUAAACUUAAUGGGCUUGUCCACAAAUGUCUAUAUCAGUGUUUCUCAACUACUGGGCCCUGGCAUUAAUUAUGCCAGGCCCUCUUCUUAUAGAAAAAAGAAUUUACUGGGCUGCAGUCUGACAAAGGUUGAGAACCACUGGUCUACAUAGUGCACAGUUCUGCAUCUGAAUAUUUUAUAAUGAAGUUACACCACAAUUAUCUCGAAUGUGGUUGUUUAACGAUGCUGUCAGUAUGGAGACUGUAUAGCAUUGAACCAGAAUUAUGGUGGACACUCUGCAUCAUGUCUAAAUAUGUCUGAUAUAUAAUGUUAUAUCUUUUGUCCAUGUGCUUGUCUUCAGGUAGAUCUUUUGUCAUUGUUAUUUUUUAAUGUAAAAGCAACAUUUGAACACAACCAAGAACCUUGUAUAUGCUAACUGUUAAAGUAAUUGGGUAUCCUUAAACAGUAAAAUUUCUUUUCUUUCUGCUUAAAUGGCAUAAGGGCCAAAGAAGUAAAGCACUAAGCAUUCUAGACCUCAUUAUUAGGACGGUCAGUUUCAAACUCUGGCUGCUGGGGAAGAAUGUACUGUAUCAUUGGACAGAAGGCUUAAUUGUUCCCAGAGUUACUGUGAAAGUGAUGAAGAAGAAAAAUCCAAAUGUCCACACCAGGUUAUGAACCCUGGUGGUCCAGUAUACAACCAGUCACUUUAUUCACUUCACUGGAGUGAAUGGGACUACAUCUUCUAUUUUCCUGUUAUAAGCAUUCUGCAGUGUUGAGUCCUCUACAUCUGCAGAAGGCACUCUCUAUAGGCCUGGGCUAGUUGAGAGCUGCAUAAGAAAUCUCCAAGUUUCUGUAUUUUUCUAUUGCAAUCAGAAUAUUUGACAGCAGGGAGCCAGAAUAACACAGUCAGUAUCACAGUCUACCCCAUUUCCAGUGCUGUAUUGGAUUCAUUUCACUCCCUAGUAUUGUAACUGGUGAACCUGCAUUCAAUGAAAACGUCCAUAACAUACUAGUUAUUUUUCUCAUAACCAAUCUUUUAUCAUUUUCCCUACUUCAGCCUCUUCUCCAAUUAUCUCAUUCUGGACUUUAUUCUGAAGAGUUUUCUUUACACAUCUCUUAAAAGUCCAUUUCUCUUCGUAAUAAUUUCUUAUGUAUAUUUUUAUUUAUAAUCCAUAGUUCUCCUCUAUAUGUUGUUCCAGAUUUUAUAGUAGAGGAAUAUAUUUAUUUUCUUUGUAACUAUACUUGUAUUGAUCAUAUAAGACUGAAUUUAACAUUAUAGUUGACCACUCAUUUCUGCCUAAUGUUGUGGUUAAGAAUGUCUGGACUUAUGCUUGCACUCUCCCACAUGUCAGUGUGGCAUGAUGCUCAGUGAUGCACAAGAACAAUUUUUAUUAUUUUAGUAAGUUCACCAUAAACAUCCGAGAUAGUCGUAUAUUGACACUUAAUAUUAACAUUACUUUAUAAAACAUGGACUCAACCCUUAUUAAAUUUAAUAUACUGUGGGAGAUGGAAUUUUUCCAUGAUAAAUAUUACAAAUGUGCCUUGAAUACAAAUGUUAUUCUUACUUCCUUUUCUUUAUAUUCCAGACUUCUCACUGUGGCAAGAUCCACAUGAAGACAUGUUCAGUAACCAUGUGAAUAUUAUUGUCAUCAUAUGAUUUACAAGCAUAGAAUUUAACCCAUCAGUGCUGUGGAAUGUGAUCUACAUGCACAACUUAUUAUUUGUGUGUUUUUGGAGAGACAGGUUCCACAUACAUUACAUAUGGCCCAUGCUUUAUGGUGCUCUCCAGCAGCCCUCCUGUAUAUAAUCAUGUGACAUGCUUUAUUUGCUCAUGUACUCUCCAUUUCAGUUUCUUGCUAUGAGUGGGAUGUGUCACCCAGAAAUUCUCGCUACAGCAGUUAACAUCUUUGUAUUGGUUUUGAAGUCCUUAAGGCUGUUAUUAUGAAUGGGUACUUACUCUGUUCUGGAGUGUAAUGCUGUAUAGCCUAGAAGUUCAGCAAUGUUUUGGAGGAACACACUGUCUCCAUCUUCAGGGUUGAAGCGUAACCUAAGCAAAGAGCCACUAGAAGCUAGCAGCAACCCUGGACUACGCUUCAGCCUUAGUAGAGACAGUAAGUCCCUCUGAACUGUCAGUAAACUUCUGUCAGAUUUGAUGGCAUUGUAGCCCAGAGGAUAGUACCAUUCAUCAUGUUUAUAUUUUGUUAAUAGCAAUCAAUGUAAACUCUCCUACCAUUUGUUGUCUUUCAUAUGUAGAUGACCUAGUAUUGAUAUAAAUAAACAGAGAGAAAAGCCUCUUAUCAAACCAAAACUAGCACAGAAAGGUCUGAAAUAUAUCUGUCUCUAUUGAGAGAAAUAGUUGAACAUUUAACAGCUCAAUAAAUGUAUGUGUAAUGUACUCUGUCAUUGGGGUAUGGAUUUACCCUAGUGUUUACAUGUCAGAACAAUUUGUACUUUUGUAAAAUUGCAAACAUGCUUUCUUAAGAAGCAUAAACUAUGAAGAAAGCAGCUUUCUUCAUAGUCACCGCCGUGAAAGCCUCAAGUCUUACAAAGCAUAAACUACUUUUGGGGGGUGUUUUACAUUAAGUAAUAUUUGUGUAAGUUGAGUCUUGUAUAGACCAGGAAGGAUUCUUUUUAUACUCAUUAUUCUGUUAGAUAAUGGAUAGUAUUCCAUUCCAUGGACACUUUGAAACCUUUAUCCUUUUGAUUUUAAUUUCCCCUUCAUUUCAAGUACAUUGCUCAUUCCAUUGUUUCAGAUUUUUCCCUUUCUUGCUUUUCCAAUUGUAGUAUGUGUCUUAACAUUUUAUCAUAUUUAUUUUAGUUUGAUUCAGUAUUGCCUUUAUUCCAACUCAUUUAUUUGUUUGUGAUUAUCUCUUCUCGCUUUCCUUUCGGUGUCAUAACUAAUGAUGCGUGAUCUUGGUUUUCUUCUGUGCCAUAUUCCUGUUGAUGAAUAUGUCUUGAGUUAUUUCAUCUUAUUUAUUUUAUUGUUAUUUAAUAUUCCUUUAAUGACAUGCCAUUAAGGCAGUGACCAGUCCUUGCAUGUGGCCUUGUGAAGUCAUCAUUUUAUGCUGUAUUUAUAAAUCAGAUGAUUUUGUCCAAAGUACCAGUUGUUCAGGCCAGGGGGUUAACAAUUGGACUGAUGAAUUAAUAUAGAUUUUAAAAACUCCUACAUGCCCAUUAUUCUGCCUACAUGUUAUUAUUAGCUUGUAUUUCAUAGCUGAGUACUUUCAUUUAAAUGAGUAGUUCUAAUAAGAUUUUCUUAUAGUUAUGAAUAUUUUGUUGAUGGUCAUUGUGUUGUUAUUUGGUAGUUUGAUUUGAGUGACAGUUUAUUUCUUAUUCCAGCAUGCAGGAAGAAUAAAUAACCUUUCAGUUCUUAUCCUUGAUUAUUAUGAAUCUUCAUAAUUUAAGGACUGUUCUGUACAAAUUUUAUUAUGUAUGAUUUCUGUAUUUAUUUGGAGGAACAAGUAAUAGGUCUCAAUUUGUUUAUUCCACAUUUAUUUUGUAAAGAAUUGUGUGGAGGUCAGAAAUGUAGAAGCCAGUAUAAACCCAAAAUAUAAGUGUGUAAAUUAGCAGAUAGCAGUUGUAUAGAAAUAGAGUCAAAUAAAUAAGCAGAUAUGGAUGUUCGAGGUGAUGCUGAUGAUGUGAUAUCUUUCAAUCUAGUCAUGGUCCAAAGCUUCAGAAACGAGAGUGUUUGGAUCUGGUUUAGUGAGAAUGGGGAAAUUCUUCGUUUCCAAUACAUCUUACAUUAUGUUAGCUGAGUGUAUGAUAAUAAUAAUGUUUUAGAUAUUAUAUAUUUAUGUUGUACCGGAAUUAUGCUUAUUAUUUAUUUUAAAGCCACUUUGUUCGAAAUGUGCUCUGUAAUUAUUCCUAAUAAAUGGCAGAUGGUCUUGUCCAUCACAAGCAGCAUUA